This is a messenger RNA of Sander lucioperca (pikeperch), 3852 nucleotides long. RefSeq names its product Rap guanine nucleotide exchange factor 4a (gene rapgef4a). Bases 176 to 3250 code for a protein of 1024 amino acids. NCBI's taxonomy places the organism in Eukaryota, Metazoa, Chordata, Actinopteri, Perciformes, Percidae. Gene Ontology annotation, biological process: positive regulation of GTPase activity; Ras protein signal transduction. The transcript has 31 exons. Gene Ontology annotation, molecular function: guanyl-nucleotide exchange factor activity. Gene Ontology annotation, cellular component: plasma membrane. The record is from RefSeq and is a predicted model, not a curated record.
CAAAACAAACUGAGCAUCGUUACUUUUGCUGGCUUCACGUUCAUUUCAGCAGCAGCAGCAGCAGGAGGAGGGACAGUAUAUCGGCUGUCAUCAGUGGAUGAGUGAAGGCAGAUGAAGUGUUGUUGUGGUCCAGGUCUCUCCACCUCCGCAGCAGCAGCAGCAGCAGGAUCUCAAGAUGGUAACAGCGCACACUUCUUCACGUUCAUCGGAAUCUGCCGAGUGGAUUAUUUGUCUGGAUAAGAGACCAGCAGAGCGCUCUGGAGAAGAUGUUGACAUAAUCCUGGCACGUCUGAAAAAUGUGAAGGCCUUCGAGAGAUUCCACCCCAGUUUGCUGCAGCAGAUUUGCAUGUGUGGAUUCUAUGAGUGCUUGGAGAAAGGCAUCACCUUGUAUCGCCAAGGAGACAUUGGCACCAGCUGGUAUGCCGUCUUGUCUGGUUCACUGGAUGUCAAAGUUUCAGAGACAGCAAGUUAUCAGCAUGCUGUUAGUAUAUGCACGCUGGGCACUGGCACGGCGUUUGGGGAGUCAGUCCUGGAUAACACCCCCCGGCAUGCCACCAUUGUCACGCGGGAAUUCUGUGAGCUCCUACGCAUUGAGCAGAGAGAGUUCAGGUCUCUGUGGGAGAAAUAUCAUCAGUGCAUGGCUGGCCUGCUCGCCCCACCAUAUGGUGUGAUGGACAGCGGAUGUAGUGGUGACAGAAUGCCGGACAAAGAGAACAUAAGCAACAACUCAUUUGUUUCAAUCUCCAAACAUCAGAAUAAGAAGUCAUUCAUUGAAAGUCCAGCCAAAUCUCACCUUAAAUGCAUUUCUCAGGUCCCGUCUGAGAAGAUCCUGCGGGCGGGGAAGAUUCUCCGUAACGCCAUCCUCUCCAGGGCACCUCACAUGAUCAGAGACAGGAAGUACCAUUUGAAGACGUACAGGCAGUGUUGCGUGGGGACAGAGUUGGUUGACUGGCAAAUGCAGCAGAGCUCAUGCAUCCACUCUCGUAUUCAGGCUGUAGGCAUGUGGCAGGUGCUGCUGGAAGAAGGUGUUCUCAACCAUGUGGACCAGGAGCUGAGCUUCCAGGACAAGUACCUUUUCUACCGUUUCCUGGAUGACGAGCAGGAGGAUGCUAGUUUACCCGGCGAGGAGGAGAGGAAGGAAAGCCAAGAGGAGCUGCAGGACACCCUGCUUCUCCUCUCACAGAUUGGACCUGACGCCCACAUGAGGAUGAUUCUCAGGAAACAUCCCUCUGAAAGAACAGCAGAUGAUUUGGAGAUCAUUUAUGAAGAGCUGCUCCAUAUAAAGGCCUUAUCUCACCUAUCCACCACUGUAAAGAGAGAACUGGCAGGAGUGCUGAUCUUUGAGUCUCAUGCAAAGGCAGGAACAGUGUUGUUCAGUCAGGGGGAGGAGGGCACAUCAUGGUACAUUAUUUUGAAGGGCUCAGUCAACGUUGUCAUCUAUGGAAAAGGUGUUGUUUGCACUCUUCAUGAGGGAGACGACUUUGGAAAGCUGGCUCUAGUCAACGAUGCCCCCCGAGCUGCCUCCAUUGUCCUGCGAGAGGACAACUGUCACUUCCUGAGAGUCGACAAGGAGGACUUCAAUAGGAUUUUGAGGGACGUGGAGGCCAACACGGUGCGUCUGAAGGAACACGGUCAGGAUGUUCUGGUGUUAGAGAAGAGUCUCGGCAGCAGUCGAACCUCCAGCCAUGGAGCCUCGUCCUCCCAUUACAAAUACAAGGUAAUGUCAGGGACUCCGGAGAAGAUUUUGGAGCACCUCCUUGAAAUGAUGCGAUUGGAUUCUCAAUUCACAGAGUCAGACUCAGCCUUAGAUGACUAUGUGCUCAUGCAUUGUGUCUUCAUCCCAAACAAUCAACUAUGUCCGGUGUUGAUGGCCCACUACCAUGCCCAGGCCUCGCAGGGCUCUGAACAGGAGAAGCUGGACUAUACACUUAACAACAAGCGCAGGGUGAUCCGCCUGGUGAUGCAGUGGGCUGCUGUACAUGGAAGUCACCUGGAGGAGGAGGAUGUCUCUGUGGCUUUCCUAGAGGAGUUUCUCAUGGCGGUAUCUAAUGAUGCCAAAGCAAUUCCAGCCCUCAGGGAUCAACUAACAGAACUGGAGAGAAGUGUUAAGCGAAACACUGAAGAUGCCAGAGUCUCACAGAAAAAGCACAAAGUCCUACUGCGGCAGUUCAGUAUGGGGGAUGAGAAGCUUCAGAAACGUCAGCCCAUCAAGAGUAAUGACGAAAUUCUGCUCAAAGUCUACUGCUGUGACCACACCUACACAACAAUCCGUGUCCCUGUGGCCGCCUCAGUCAGGGAGGUCAUCGGUGCUGUGGCCGACAAGCUGGGGUCGGCGGAGGACCUGCUCCUGGUCAACCUCAGUUCGACAGGAGAGAAAGUCAUUUUCAAGCCCAAUGAUGUUUCAGUGUUCUCCACUCUCAGCAUAAAUGGAAGGCUGUUUGCCUGCCGGAGGGAUCAGUUGGAUUCUUUGACCCCUCUACCUGAGCAGGAGGGUUCCUCUACAGGGCUGUUGGCUGGUUUUGAGUUAAUGAGCUCUAAGGAUGUGGCUUACCACAUGACUUCCUAUGACUGGGAGCUCUUUCACUGUGUACAUGAGCUUGAACUCAUCUACCACACAUUUGGGAGGCAAAACGUCAACAAAACCACGGUGAACUUGGACCUGUUCCUGAGGAGGUUUAAUGAAAUUCAGUUUUGGGUGAUCACAGAGAUGUGUCUGUGUUCUCAGCUUAGCAAGAGGGUGCAGCUUCUAAAGAAGUUCAUCAAGAUUGCGGCCCACUGCAAAGAGUACAGGAAUCUGAACGCCUUCUUUGCUAUCAUUAUGGGACUGAGUAACCCAGCAGUGUGCAGAUUGAGGCAGACCUGGGAGAAACUUCCCAACAAAUUCAAGAAGUUUUAUUCGGAAUUUGAAAACUUCAUGGACCCGUCCAGGAACCACCGGGCGUACCGACUGACAGUUGCCAAGCUGGAGCCUCCCAUCAUUCCCUUCAUGCCACUGCUGAUCAAAGACAUGACAUUCACUCAUGAGGGCAACAAGACGUUUAUCGACUAUUUGGUCAAUUUUGAGAAAAUGCGGAUGAUCGCUAAUACGGUGAAGAUAGUGAGAUACUGUAGGAGCCAACCAUUCAGUCCAGAUUCACCUCUGGCCAGCAAGAACCCAGAAGUUCGGACUUACGUACGUCAACUCAACGUGAUCGACAACCAAAGGACGCUAUCUCAACUUUCUCAUGGACUUGAGCCCCGCAGGUCUUAAACCACUCAGGGACAGAAAUGUUACACUCUGAUGCUGCUUCACUUCAUGACAUGCGCUUGCAUUGGGAUGAAUUUACUCCAACACAGGCAAUCACAUGGAGGGCCUAAUGACGUAUCUGAUAAUGAGAUAUUGUUUCAGAUGCAUGACUUGUUAAGCCUUUUAUUACAGUAAUUUGUGAUACUUUAACAGCAGUAAUUGUUGGUGGGUGAAGUACCUCUCAUAUCUCUGUGCUGUACCAUCAUUUCCAAGUCAAACAAGAGCGACAAUUUAAGGAAUUAACAAUUUUUUGGGGGUAUCUCAUUUAUCAGAUUAACAUUUCAGAUGUAAACACUAUGUGAUGCUGAUGCUUUAAAAAUGCAAAGUCUUGAUAUUCCUGAUAUUCAGUUGUUUCUUAUCUUUUGUAUCAAACUAUAUUUAUACAUAUUUAAGUUUGUGAAAAUCUUAUGUUGUAAACUGUAUACACAUAUUUAUUUUGACAUCAGCAUGCAAAGAGUUGUUAUGAUUGUUUGCCUUUUCUUCAUGUGAGCAUUUUUUCUCUUUGGAGAUACAGUAAAUGUCUGAAAACCUUUUGUGUGCUGAAAAUAUUAAAUAUUUUAGAUGUA